UCUCCAAUCUGUUUCAGUUCACGUUGAAGGAGGAACAAUGGGAGGCCUUCAUUGUCUCCUCCUCUUGUCCUUCCAUUUGAUCGCGCCGCUUCCCUCCCUCGCCGGCCGGAUUCCGGCCGUAAUAGUCUUCGGGGACUCCACCGUAGACGCCGGGAACAACAACUACGUCGCCACCAUCGCCAAGGCCGACUUCCCCCCUUACGGCCGCGACUUCCCCGGAGGGCGUGCCACCGGCCGCUUCUGCAACGGCCGUCUCGCCACCGACUUCAUCUCCGAAGCGCUCGGCCUGCCGCCCUCCAUCCCGGCCUACCUCGACCCCGCUUACACCAUCGAGGACUUUGCCAGAGGGGUCUGCUUCGCGUCUGCAGCCACCGGCUUCGACACCGCCACCUCCGACUUUCUCUCGGUGAUUCCUUUGUGGAAAGAGGUGGAAUUCUUCAAGGAGUACCGACAGAGGCUGACGGCCUACGUCGGGAAGAAGAAGGCCGCCUACAUCGUCCGCGAAGCCGUCUACAUCGUCAGCAUCGGCACCAACGACUUCAUCGAAAACUAUUACUCGCCGUUGGGCCGGCGGCGGUGGGAGUUCACGGUGGAGGAGUACGUGGACUUCAUCGUGGGGCUCGCCCGCGACUUCUUCAGGGACAUCUACCGGUUGGGGGCCCGCAAGAUCUCCUUCACCGGCCUCAGCCCGUUCGGGUGCCUGCCGUCGGAGCGGGCCACGAACCAGGAGACGAAGGGGGCGUGCGUGGAGGAGUACAACCGCGUGGCGAAGGAAUUCAACGGGAAGCUGGAGGCGGCGAUGCAGCGGCUCUGCGAGGAGCUGCCGGGGAUCAAGCUCAGAUUCGCGCCGCUCUAUGAUCUCUUUCUCGACGCGACGCAGAAUCCAUCGAGAUACGGAUUCGAGAGCUCGAGCAGAGGAUGCUGCGGCACGGGGAAGUUCGAAACAUCGAUCACCUGCAACGAGUGGACGCCUUUCACGUGCGAAGAUGCAGACAAGUUCGCGUUUUGGGAUUCCAUCCAUCCAUCCGAAAGGUUCUACCGAUUCUUCGCCAACCAGACGCUGAGCACGAGCCUCGCCGAGUUCAUAUAGUUUUCCUCUGUUUCUAUUUCCUCAAAAUUCUUUUAAGAUAUAUAUCUACAUUUAUAUAUAUAUAUAUAUUACAAAGACAAAAGGAGUAUUAACAAAUG
Messenger RNA from Zingiber officinale, 1188 nucleotides. Its product is annotated as GDSL esterase/lipase At2g42990-like. Bases 38 to 1090 code for a protein of 350 amino acids. Gene Ontology annotation, molecular function: hydrolase activity, acting on ester bonds. The record is from RefSeq and is a predicted model, not a curated record. NCBI's taxonomy places the organism in Eukaryota, Viridiplantae, Streptophyta, Magnoliopsida, Zingiberales, Zingiberaceae. The transcript has 3 exons.